UCAUGUUGCGUAUGAUUGGUAUGUUCUUUUUUUUAAUCUUUCACAGCUUCACCCGGUCUUGAUGCUCAUCGGCUUCAUUAUUCUUGGAGGAGAAGCUAUUAUGAGUUAUAAAUCACUCCCAUUUAACAAGGAAGUGAAAAAGACGAUUCAUCUGGCUUUGCACGCUGUCGCCUUGGUACUUGGUAUCGUCGGGAUCUGGGCAGCCUUCAAGAAUCACAAUGAAAGCGGCCUUGCCAAUUUGUACAGCUUGCAUUCAUGGCUUGGAAUAGGUGUCAUUGUUCUUUAUGCCAUUCAGUGGAUUUAUGGCUUUGUGGUGUUCUUCUACCCGGGAGGAACAUCAAAUAUCAGAUGCGAAUCGCUUCCUUGGCAUGUGCUAUUUGGUAGCUUUGUGUAUGUCUUGGCUGUCGGGAAUGUGUGUUUGGGGUUUCUUGAGAAGCUCACCUUCCUUGAGAGCUCGGGUCUGUACAAAUACGGAUCUGAGGCAUUUCUUAUCAAUUUCACAGCCAUUGCAACGAUUCUAUACGGGGCCUUUGUUUUCUUGACUGUCCUUUCUUCACACACUCCUCUAGAUGAUCACAGUUACUCUGCAAUAUGAGUGCAUGCUUGUACUGUUAUGGUAUGUUGUAUUGUAUAGUUUAACCGUGUACANCGUGCGCCAAAUAAAUAUGAGCAGGAUGG
This is a messenger RNA of Cuscuta campestris, 678 nucleotides long. The record is from the annotation of a GenBank genome assembly. NCBI's taxonomy places the organism in Eukaryota, Viridiplantae, Streptophyta, Magnoliopsida, Solanales, Convolvulaceae.